Molecule: messenger RNA, 12014 nt
Organism: Tachysurus vachellii
Lineage: Eukaryota; Metazoa; Chordata; Actinopteri; Siluriformes; Bagridae
Gene: prx
Product: periaxin
Exons: 7
Coding region: 629-11218 (3529 amino acids)
Biological process (GO): regulation of RNA splicing
Cellular component (GO): cytoplasm; nucleus; costamere
Molecular function (GO): protein binding
Source: RefSeq, a predicted model, not a curated record
CUUAUUUAAAGAAUACAUUGCUGACUUUAUAGUAGAUUAGCAUUGUUAGCAUAAAGUUGUUUAUCUCCCAGCAUAGAUUUGCUUUCUGAAACCUGCUCUCUUUCUCCCACCCUGAAUUGGUCAUCCCUUGGGCUUCAUCCAGUUGCCCUUCCUCCCUCCCUCCCUCCCUCCCUACAUGGGCCAUCCCUUGGUAUUUGUCCUGUUGCCUUUACUCCCUCCCUACAUGGGCCAUCCUGUGGGCUUCACCCAACUGCCUUUCUGCAAAUGUAUUUCCAUUUUAUAAAUUAGCCAAGCUCAGUCAGGUCAGAAGGCUGGCUGUCAGAGGGCAGAGAGUGAGUGUGUCUGUGCUUGUAUUAAUAAUCUUUAAUCAGAAGGACACAUUGAUUACGACUCAGACAGAGAAUUGGAGGACAGGAAUUCUAAUCCACCUGUGAAAAAUAAAAGACAGCCACCUCCAUCAGAUAGGCCUCCCUCUGUUCCUCAAAUCAGCCAGAGCUUCUGCGUCUCUACAGAAAAUCAGGACAGCCCAGAAAGAGUUAUUCAGAAGGAAAAACUCCAUGCAGAACUAAAAGAAGUUCUAAGUAAAAAAAGAAGCUACCUGCAACAGAGCAACUCAAAUAUUGCAAGCAUGGAUCCUUCAAAGGGAAAGAGUGAGUCUGUGAAGCAGGAGGAGAGCCAUCUUUCUGAGAUAGUGGAGGUGGUGGUAGAGACAGAAGCUGAAGUAGGAGCAAGUGGCUACAGUGUGGUGGGUGGAGGGACAAAGGGAAUCUUUAUCAAAGAUGUCUUGAAAGACUCACCUGCAGCAAAACAUCUCAGCCUCCAGAAAGGAGAUCAGUUGCUGAGUGCCAGGGUGUAUUUUGAUAAUGUGAAAUAUGAAGAUGCUCUGAAGAUCCUCCAGUGUGCAGAACCUUAUAAAGUGUCAUUCUCCUUAAAAAGGACUGUGGCUCAAACUGAAGUCAGCGGUCAUCUAGGUGCACCUAUUAUUGAUCACAGAGGAACUAAGACUAAGAGGCAAAAAAUGAGUGUGAGAAGUGUCAAACAAUUCAAAGCAAAGAAGAAAAGGGGAGGAAGAUUUGGAUUGAAAAGACUAAAAGAGAAAAAGAGAACAAGAGCUGAAGCAGAAAUAGACAUUGAGGAAUCAUCAGGUAGAUUAGACUUUACUCCGGUUGAUGUGGAGUUUGCACUCCCAAAGUUUAAACUGAAAAAACAUAAGAAAGUCUGUGAAGAGCAAUAUGGAAGCUUAGAAAGAAUGAAACACCAUGAUGAAAAGACAAGAAAAAUCAAAUUUCCAAAAGCUAAAGUAAAAUCUGCUCUAGAAGGUACAGAAUUUUCAACAACAAAAGGAGAAACAGAAAUGCUUAAAGAUAAAAAAAAAAAUCCAAAUUCACAUAUGAAAGAUAGUGAUGAAUGUGUGCAAGGAAAGAAAAUAAGCAUGCAAAGUGACAUACAAAUACCUAAUAUAAAUUUAGGGAAAAGACAUAUAACUGGAGAAGAAGCUGAUGGAUCCAUGGCAUCCAAUGUUAUAUCAUUACCAAAAGGGAUGGUUAAAGGUGAUAUUGACCUUGAAGGAAAUGCUGAGGGUCAUGAGCUCAAGGGGAGAAAGUUUCACAUGCCAGAUAUUGAUAUCUCUCUGCCAAAUGAAAAGGUGAAAAGAGAUAUUAAGGUUGAAGGUGAGGCAGGUAAAGUUUUAAAGUUUCAAAUGCCUAAGGUUGAUCUUUCACUACCAAGAAUGCACAUACCACAGGGUAGGAUUAAUGUGGAGGGCCCGGCUAUUAAUGUAGGGAAAGUUGAUAUAUCAUCUGUUGACAUAAAAGGGACGGCUAAAGACAAAAUUAACACUGAAUGUUAUUCUGGAAAAGGAGGUAAGAUCAAGUUUCCAAACACUGAGCUUUCCUUAACAAAAGUAAAAUCACCUAGCCUUGAUGUCAGUAUUGAGGGUCAAGAGAUCUCACUGCCAAAAGGAAAAGGAAAAGGAUGUAUGGAUCUUGAAGUUAAGCAUUGUAAAGAAGGGACUUUUCCAAUGCCAACAGUUGAUAUUUCACUUCCAAGAAUGAAGUUACCAGAGGGCAAGGUUAAGGUGGAAGGCUCUGAUAUCAAAGUCAGAAAAAUUGACAUGCCAUCCACCGACAUAUCAUUACCAAAGGGCAAAGCUACAGGACAAAUUGACAUUGAAGAACUAUCUGGAAAAGGGAAAAUGAUUGAUGACGCAAAGCUUCAUAUUUCCCUAUCAAAGGUAACAACAACUAAGGGUGAUAUCAGUGUUGAAGGUCCAGAAAUCAAGGGCAGAAGGAUUCACAUGCCAGAUAUUGAUAUCUCCCUGCCAAAAGGAAAGGUAAAAGGGGGUGUCAAUCUCGAAGUUGAAGCUGAUCAAGGAGGCAAAUUUCAGAUGCCCAGAAUUGAUCUUUCACUACCAAAAAUGAAGUUACCAGAAGGCAAGAUUAAUAUUGAAGGGCCUGAUAACAAAGUGAAGAAAGUUGAAAUGCCAUCUAGUGACAUUUCUGUGCCAACAGGGAAAGUUGACAUGCCCUCCAUUGACAUCUCAUUGCCCAAAGGUAAAGCUAAAGGUGAAAUUGAAAUUGAGGGACACUAUGGAACAGGAGAAAAAUUUGAUUUGCCAAAGGUUAAUAUUUCCUUACCAAAUAUAACACCACCCAAGGUUGAUCUCAAUGUUGAAGGUCCUGACAUCAAGGGCAGGAAGAUUCAUAUGCCAGAUAUUGAUUUUUCUCUGCCAAGAAUGAAAUUACCAGAGGGUAAGAUUAAUGUGGAAGGCCCUGAUAUCAAUGUUAAAAAAGUUGACAUGCCUUCCACUGACAUCUCAUUGCCCAAAGGUAAGGCUAAAAGAGAAAUUGAAAUUGAAGGACACUCUGGAACAGGAGGAAAGUUUGACUUGCCAAAGCUUGACAUUUCCUUACCAAAUGUAACACCACCUAAGGUUGAUUUCAGUGGUACGGAGAUCAAGGGCAGAAAGUUUCACAUGCCAGAUAUUGAUAUCUCCUUACCAAAAGAAAACGUGAAAGGGGGUGUCAAUCUUGAAGGUGAGACUAAUAAAGAAGGAAGGUUUCAAAUGCCCAAUGUUGAUGUUUCAGUACCAAGAAUUAAGUUACCCAAGGGUAAAAUUAAUGUUCAAUCCCCUGAUAUCAACAUUGGGAAAAUGGACAUGCCUUCCAUUGACAUAUCAUUACCAAAAAGGGAGGCUAAAGGAAAAAUUAACAUUGAAGGACCAUCCAGAAAAGAAGGAAUGAUUGAUGUGCCAAAGGUUGACAUUUCCUUACCAAAUGUAACACCACCCAAGGUUGAUCUCAAUGUUGAGGGUCCUGACAUGAAGGGCAGGAAGAUUUAUAUGCCAGAUAUUGAUUUCUCUCUGCCAAAAGUUGAUCUAUCAUUACCAAGAAUGAAGUUACCAGAGGGUAAGGUUAAUGUUGAAGGCUCUAAACUCAAAGUUGGGAAAGUUGACAUGCCUUUCAUUGAUAUAUCAUUGCCCAAAGGUAAGGAUAAAGGAGAAAUUGAAAUUGAAGGACACUCUGGAACAGGAGGAAAGUUUGACUUGCCCAAGGUUGACAUUUCCUUACCAAAUGUAACACCACCGAAGGUUGAUCUCAAUGUUGAAGGACCUGACAUCAAGAGCAGAAGGUUUCACAUGCCAGAUAUUGAUUUCUCUUUGCCAAAAGUUGAUCUUUCUCUACCAAGAAUGAAGUUACCAGAGGGUAAGAUUAAUGUGGAAGGCCCAGAUAUCAAAGUUGGGAAAAUUGACAUUCCUUCUAUUGACAUUUCUGCACCAAAAGGGAAAGUUGACAUGCCAUCCAUUGACAUAUCAUUGCCCAAAGGUAAGGCUAAAGGAGAAAUUGAAAUUGAUGGACAUUCUAAAACAGGAGGAAAGUUUGACUUGCCAAAUAUUGAUAUUUCCUUGCCAAAUGUAACACCACCCAAGCUUGAUUUCAGUGGUCCAGAGAUCAAGGACAGAAAGUUUCACAUGCCACAUAUUGAUAUCUCUUUGCCAAAAGUUGAUAUUUCUCCACCAAGAAUGAAGUUACCAGAGGGUAAGAUUAAUGUGGAAGGCCCGGGUAUCAACAUUGGGAAAGUUGACAUGCCUUCCAUUGACAUUUCCGUAGCAAAGGGGAAAGUUGACAUGCCAUCCAUUGAUAUAUCAUUGCCCAAGGGUAAGCCCAAAGGAGAAAUUGAAAUUGAAGGACACUCUGGAAUAGGAGGAAAGUUUGACUUGCCAAAGGUUGACAUUUCCUUACCAAAUGUAACACCACCAAAGGUUGAUCUUAAUGUUGAGGGACCUGACAUCAAAGGCAGAAAGUUUCACUUGCCAGAUAUUGAUUUCUCUUUGCCGAAAGUUGAUCUUUCACUACCAAGAAAGAAGUUACCAGACAGUAAGAUUAAUGAGGAAGGCCCAGAUAUCAAAGUUGGGAAAAUUGCCAUUCCUUCCAUUGACAUUUCUGUACCAAAAGGGAAACUUGACAUACCAUCCAUUGACAUAUCAUUGCCCAAAGGUAAGGCUAAAGGAGAAAUUGAAAUUGAAGGACACUCUGGAACAAAGGGAAAGUUUGACUUGCCAAAGGUUGACAUUUCCUUACCAAAUGUAACACCAACCAAGGUUGAUCUCAAUGUUGAGGGUCCUGACAUCAAAGGCAGGAAGUUUCAUAUGCCAAAUAUUGAUUUCUCUCUGCCAAAAGUUGAUCUUUCUCUACCAAGAAUGAAAUUACCAGAGGGUAAGACUAAUGUGGAAGGCCCUGAUAUCAAAGUUGGGAACGUUGACAUGCCUUCCAUUGACAUCUCAUUGCCAAAAGGUAAAGCUAAAGGUGAAAUUGAAAUUGAUGGACAUUCUAAAACAGGAGGAAAGUUUGACCUGCCAAAGGUUGAUAUUUCCUUACCAAAUGUAACACCACCCAAGCUUGAUUUCAGUGGUCAAGAGAUCAAGGGCAGAAAGUUUCACAUGCCAGAUAUUGAUAUCUCUUUGCCAAAAGUUGAUAUUUCUCCACCAAGAAUGAAGUUACCAGAGGGUAAGAUUAAUGUGGAAGGCCCGGGUAUCAACACUGGGAAAGUUGACAUGCCUUCCAUUGACAUUUCUGUACCGAAAGGGAAAGUUGACAUACCAUCCAUUGACAUAUCAUUGCCCAAAGGUAAGGCUAAAGGAGAAAUUGAAAUUGAAGGACACUCUGGAACAGGGGGAAAGUUUGACUUGCCAAAGGUUGACAUUUCCUUACCAAAUGUAACACCACCCAAGGUUGAUCUCAAUGUUGAGGGUCCUGACAUCAAAGCCAGGAAGUUUCAUAUGCCAGAUAUUGAUUUCUCUCUGCCAACAGUUGAUCUUUCUCUACCAAGAAUGAAAUUACCAGAGGGUAAGACUAAUGUGGAAGGCCCUGAUAUCAAAGUUGGGAAAGUAGACAUGCCUUCUAUUGACAUAUCACUGCCCAAAGGUAAAGCUAAAGGUGAAAUUGAAAUUGAUGGACACUCUAAAACAGGAGGAAAGUUUGACUUGCCAAAGGUUGAUAUUUCCUUACCAAAUGUAACACCACACAAGCUUGAUUUCAGUGGUCCAGAGAUCAAGGGCAGAAAGUUUCACAUGCCAGAUAUUGAUAUCUCUUUGCCAAAAGUUGAUAUUUCUCCACCAAGAAUGAAGUUACCAGAGGGUAAGAUUAAUGUGGAAGGCCCAGGUAUCAACAUUGGGAAAGUUGACACGCCUUCCAUUGACAUUUCUGUACCGAAAGGGAAAGUUGACAUACCAUCCAUUGACAUAUCAUUGCCCAAGGGUAAGGCUAAAGGAGAAAUUGAAAUUGAAGGACACUCUGGAAUAGGAGGAAAGUUUGACUUGCCAAAGGUUGAUAUUUCCUUUCCAAAUGUAACACCACCAAAGGAUGAUCUUAAUGUUGAGGGACCUGACAUCAAAGGCAGAAAGUUUCACAUGCCAGAUAUUGAUUUCUCUUUGCCAAAACUUGAUCUUUCACUACCAAGAAAGAAGUUACCAGACAGUAAGAUUAAUGUGGAAGGCCCAGAUAUCAAAGUUGGGAAAAUUGCCAUUCCUUCCAUUGACAUUUUUGUACCAAAAGGGAAAGUUGACAUACCACCCAUUGACAUAUCAUUGCCCAAAGGUAAGGCUAAAGGAGAAAUUGAAAUUGAAGGACACUCUAGAACAGGGGGAAAGUUUGACUUGCCAAAGGUUGACAUUUCCUUACCAAAUGUAACACCACCCAAGGUUGAUCUCAAUGUUGAGGGUCCUGACAUCAAAGGCAGGAAGUUUCAUAUGCCAGAUAUUGAUUUCUCUCUGCCAAAAGUUGAUCUUUCUCUACCAAGAAUGAAAUUACCAGAGGGUAAGACUAAUGUGGAAGGCCCUGAUAUCAAAGUUGGGAAAGUUGACAUGCCUUCCAUUGACAUAUCAUUGCCCAAAGGUAAAACUAAAGGUGAAAUUGAAAUUGAAGGACACUCUGGAACAGGAGGAAAGUUUGACUUGCCAAAGGUUGACAUUUCCUUACCAAAUGUAACACCACCGAAGGUUGAUCUCAAUGUUCACGGACCUGACAUCAAGGGCAGAAAGUUUCACAUGCCAGAUAUUGAUUUCUCUCUGCCAAAAUUUGAUCUUUCACUACCAAGAAUGAAGUUACCAGAGGGUAAGAUUAAUGUGGAAGGCCCAGAUAUCAAAGUUGGGAAAACUGAAAUUCCUUCUAUUGACAUUUCCGUACCAAAAGGGAAAGUUGACAUACCAUCCAUUGACAUAUCAUUGCCCAAAGGUAAGCCCAAAGGAGAAAUUGAAAUUGAAGGACACGCUGGAACAGGAGGAAAAUUUGACUUGCCAAAUGUAACACCACCGAAGGUUGAUCUCAAUGUUGAGGGUCCUGACAUCAAAGGCAGGAAGUUUCAUAUGCCAGAUAUUGAUUUCUCUCUGCCAAAAGUUGAUCUUUCACUACCAAGAAUGAAGUUACCAGACAGUAAGAUAAAUGUGGAAGGCCCGGAUAUCAAAGUUGGGAAAACUAACAUUCCUUCCAUUGACAUUUCUGUACCGAAAGGGAAAGUUGACAUACCAUCCAUUGACAUAUCAUUGCCUAAAGGUAAGCCCAAGGGAGAAAUUGAAAUUGAAGGACACUCUGGAACAGGAGGAAAAUUUGACUUGCCAAAUGUAACACCACCGAAGGUUGAUCUCAAUGUUGAGGGUCCUGACAUCAAAGGCAGGAAGUUUCAUAUGCCAGAUAUUGAUUUCUCUCUGCCAAAAGUUGAUCUUUCACUACCAAGAAUGAAGUUACCAGACAGUAAGAUAAAUGUGGAAAGCCCGGAUAUCAAAGUUGGGAAAACUAACAUUCCUUCCAUUGACAUUUCUGUACCAAAAGGGAAAGUUGACAUACCAUCCAUUGACAUAUCAUUGCCCAAAGGUAAGCCCAAAGGAGAAAUUGAAAUUGAAGGACACGCUGGAACAGGAGGAAAAUUUGACUUGCCAAAUGUUGACAUUUCCUUACCAAACGUAACACCACCGACGGUUGAUCUCAAUGUUGAGGGUCCUGACAUCAAAAGGCACAUGCCAGACAUUGAUAUCUCUUUACCAAAAGGAAAUGUAAAGGGAGGUGUCAAUCUUGAAGGCAAGACUGAUAAAGGAGGAAGGUUUCAAAUGCCUAAAGUUGAUCUUUCACUACCAAGAAUUAAGUUACCAGACAGUGAGAUUAAUGUGGAAGGCCCGGAUAUCAAAGUUGGGAAAACUAACAUUCCUUCCAUUGACAUUUCUGUACCAAAAGGGAAAGUUGACAUACCAUCCAUUGACAUAUCAUUGCCCAAAGGUAAGCCCAAAGGAGAAAUUGAAAUUGAAGGACACGCUGGAACAGGAGGAAAAUUUGACUUGCCAAAUGUUGACAUUUCCUUACCAAAUGUAACACCACCGACGGUUGAUCUCAAUGUUGAGGGUCCUGACAUCAAAGGCAGGAAGUUUCAUAUGCCAGAUAUUGAUUUCUCUCUGCCAAAAGUUGAUCUUUCACUACCAAGAAUGAAGUUACCAGACAGUAAGAUAAAAGUGGAAGGCCCGGAUAUCAAAGUUGGGAAAACUAACAUUCCUUCCAUUGACAUUUCUGUACCAAAAGGGAAAGUUGACAUACCAUCCAUUGACAUAUCAUUGCCCAAAGGUAAGCCCAAAGGAAAAAUUGAAAUUGAAGGACACGCUGGAACAGGAGGAAAAUUUGACUUGCCAAAUGUUGACAUUUCCUUACCAAAUGUAACACCACCAAAGGUUGAUCUCAAUUUUGAGGGUCCUGACAUCAAGGGCAGGAAGUUUCACAUGCCAGAUAUUGAUUUCUCUCUGCCAAAAGUUGAUCUUUCUCUAACAAGAAAGCAGUUACCAGAGGGUAAGAUUAAUGUGGAAGGCCCAGAUAUCAAAGUUGGGAAAACUGUAAUUCCUUCUAUUGAUAUAUCAUUGCCCAAAGGUAAGGCUAAAGGAGAAAUUGAAAUUGAUGAAUGCUCUAAAACAGGAGGAAAGUUUGAUUUGCCAAAGGUUGAUAUUUCCUUACCAAAAGUAACACCACCGAAGUUUGAUUUCAGUGUUGAAGGCCCAGAGAUCAAGGGCAGAACGUUUCACAUGCCAGACAUUGAUAUCUCUUUACCAAAAGGAAAUGUAAAGGGAGGUGUCAAUCUUGAAGGCAAGACUGAUAAAGGAGGAAGGUUUCAAAUGCCUAAAGUUGAUCUUUCACUACCAAGAAUUAAGUUACCAGACAGUGAGAUUAAUGUGGAAGGCCCGGAUAUCAAAGUUGGGAAAACUAACAUUCCUUCCAUUGACAUUUCUGUACCAAAAGGGAAAGUUGACAUACCAUCCAUUGACAUAUCAUUGCCUAAAGGUAAGCCUAAAGGAGAAAUUGAAAUUGAAGGACAAUCUGUAAAUGGAGGAAAGAUAGAAUUACCUAAGCUUGACAUUUCUGUAACUAAGAUUAUGACACCUAAAGUUGAUAUCAGUGGUGUAGGCUCUGAAAUCAAAGAUGGACAGUUUUGCUUGCCAGAUGUUGAUCUUUACCUGCCAAAAGGAAAUGUAAAACAGGAUCUUGAAGGUCAUUCUGGGAAAGGUGCAAAGUUCCACAUGCCCAAAGUUGAUCUUUAUAUACCAAAAUUGAAAUCUCCUAGGUUUUCUCCAAAUAUUGAGGGACCUGGAGAAAUUACAAUUGAUCAGUCACUUCCAAAAGGCAGUGCAAUAGGCCGUGACGAUUUUGAAAGUGAUAUUGCAAUGUUGGGAAAGCUGCAUAUGCCUGAACUUGAACUUUCGUUACCAAAAAUGAAAUCACCUUAUAGUGAGUCAAAACAUCAUGCACCAGACAUAAAUGACAUAAAUUUGCCUGAUGCCAGUGUUUGUGGAAAUACAAGUGGAAAUUUGAAAUUACCUGUAAAGUUACCAAGUGUUGAUAUAUCAGCCCCUAAGGUUGAUAUUGACUUUGCUAUCCCCAAACAAAAAUGCACUGAUAAAGAAGAUAUUGAACUUCUCAAAGGUGAAAAUAGCAGACCAUCAUCUGGGGCAAGUUUUGAAAUCCCAGAGGUGACUCUAAAAAUGCCAAAAAUUUCAUUUCCUAAAUUUGGGGGGAAAUUUAAAACUGAAGACAAACAAGUUGAGGGACUUAGAUUAUCUACAUGUUUGGAUAUGGAUAUGAAUAAAAAUAUGCCAUCUGUAGACAUGGAUGAGAAAAUGAAAGAGAAAAGACUGCAGCUAAAAUCUGAAGAAGGUGUGAAUGCUUCACUUGAUAUUCGGGCAGAGGGUAAGGAGCAUUUUAAGGCUCCAAUAUUGGAUGCAAAGGCAAAGGUCAAAAUGCCUUCAGUUGAGAUAUCCCUACCAACCCCAUACAUACCAGAGAGAGAGGCAUUGCUGCCAAAAUCUGAGAUUGAUGUAUCUGAGGCAGAUAUCCAGGCUUAUGAGGGUAGUUUAAAAAUCCCAAAAAUGCCAACUAUUGAUAUAUCAGUACCAAAAGUAGAUUUGGAUUUUGUCCUACCAAAAGCAAAACAAAUUGCAAAGUUCAAGUUGCCUGAUAUUAAUACAACAGCCACAGAUAUAUCCCUACCAAAAGGCAAAGAAGGAGAAAUUCAAGUUGAAGAAAUGGACAAAGCAGGAUGGCAAAAAUUAAAGAUUUCUAGUAAUGUGAAUGCAGAUACAGGUUCAAGUGAUGGACUGUCUCUGCCUAACACUGAAAUAAAAGUAAAAGAGUUAGACUAUAGGACUGUUCAAGAUGACAUUAGUGAUAAAAUGAAUACAAAACCAUGUAACACGAUCAGAAUACCAAAGUUUGGUGUGGCUCUGCCUUCACCUGAAGCCAAAGUCAAUGUUAAAUCAACAAAAGGAUCUUCUUUGAUCACAAACCCUGAAAUGCAGUAUGAGGGCCCUCCUAUUCCUAAAGUAACAAAAGCUGUUUUUGUUUUGGUUAAUUCCCAAACAGAAAGCUAUGUUAAUGUCACCAGCAAAGCAAGUGCAGAGACCAAAGUGUGCCAAUUGACAAAAAUCACAGAGAAGCAAAGUUUUGAAAAGUUACACUUAAAAGGUAAAGGAACAAAUUUUGAGGAGAAAGAGAGCAAGGAUGAAAAAUUUGAUGAAGAAGUAAAAACAGCAGCAUUUAGGUUGCACAAACUUGAGUUUUCUUCACCAUCCUUUACAAAUGUGGGAGAAGAAGAGAAAUUCAAGAAGGGCAGGGAAUCUGAGAAUAAGGUUAGCAUGGAAGUUAAAUCAGGCACAAAAGCUAAAUCAGGAAAAAUAUCCUGUCCUGGUUUCAAGAAGACGUCUGUAAAUGGUGAUGAGGAAAGUGAAAAUGGCUGUUUAGUUUCUUCAGAAGCCAGGCUGAACAUGUUAACAGAAGGCUCUGAGUCACCAGUACCAAAUAUUUCACUUGGUGCUGUCUCAGGAAAGACCAGUGACAAAAAUGAGGGUGGAUCCAUAGAUGAUGUUAGAAACAGGAAUGAAGCGGAAGAAAAAGAGGAGACAACUUGGUUUAAAAUCCCCAAAGUCACUCUUAGCCCCCAUUCCACUGACAUCCUGCAGAUCACACCAGAGAGAUCUCCAAAGAAAAGUAGGUCAUCUUUACAGUACUCUAGUGAAGAUAUUUCUGGAGGUCUCUACAGGAGCAUGCCAAAUACUGAAUUUUCCACUCAGGAAGUUUCUUCGCAAAACACAUUCACCACAAAAAAAGAAGGGACUUUCACUGUGGUAACUAAAACUUCAAAAUAUAAAGUAACAGAAUCAGGAAGUAGAAGCUCAACUACACACUGGAAUCAGUAAAAUCAAAGGGUAAAUUAAGUUAUAGUGGAAUAUUUUUAUAUUGUUUGUUACUUGCAUUUAAAUAAAUACAGUUACUAUUUAAUGUAGCACACAUUUAUAUACAUUUCAUAUACAUUAUUUAAUGUAGCACACAUUUAUAUUUAUAUUUCAUAUACUUGCACUAACCAUUCAGUAUUGUUUUUUUAUGUAGAUUUUUUGUUUCAGUAGAGUAUUUAUACUAUUUCUGAGGCCUGAAAGUCAAUCAUUAGAUCAUAUACAGAUAUACAAGAUGAGUGCAAUUUUAGGUAGAAUUUUUAGGUAGAAGCUUUUUUUUUGAAUAAUCAUAGUUUUUAAAGAUUCAUAUGAUGCUGUUAACUUUUUUCUUUUAUAUAACAAUAACAUUUUUUUUCAUAAAUAACACCAAAACUGUAGAAGAAACUGUAUAUAUUUAUAUAUUUAAAUAUUACAAUAGAGUUAUAAAUCUAUAUAAUAUAAUAUAAUAUAAUAUAAUAUAAUAUAAUAUAAUAUAAUAUAAUAUAAUAUAAUAUAACAAAUUCAUUAAAAUGUGACACAGUGUACAAUGAUGUGAACUUUCUGUGUGGGAAUGCUUUGUGUUCUUGAUUUGAAGUCUCUGAGUGUGCAUUGUGAAAUUUUUGGCAUAUCAUUUUCCAUUUAUUCAACAACUGAGGAUGAAAUUAGUAUCAAUUGCAGAUAGCAUUAUUACUGUAUAGUUUUUUAGCAUGUCCUUCGCAUUUUCUUUUAAAGCACAUUUUCUCAGCUGGAUGAAAUAUUAAAUAAAAUAUUUUACAUGUUCUUU